AGAAAAAAGAAAAUGAGUUUAGAUCAAGUGAAAAACUGGCAUAACAAUGGUGAAAUCUUAUCUAAGAAAGCUCCUCAUGCGGUGGUGAUACCAUACCCAGCUCAAGGCCAUAUUAAGGGCAUGCUAAAGAUGGCUAAGCUCCUACACCACAAGGGUUUUCACGUCACCUUCGUCAACACCGAGUUCAACCACCGCCGUUACCUCAAGUCCCGAGGUCCCCACGCCAUGGACGGAGCCCCCGGUUUCCGGUUCGAGACCAUUCCAGAUGGACUCCCUCCUUCUAAUGAGGACGCCACUCAGGAUGUGCCCGCACUCUGCCAGGCCAUUCGUACGGUUUUCCUUUCUCCGUUCAUGGAUCUCAUCCGAAGGAUCAACCGAGAAGGGUUGAACCCUCCGGUAACGUGUAUACUCUCCGACGGGGUCAUGCCCUUCGCUAUUGAUGCGGCGGAACAACUAGAGAUCCCGGUGGUGACUUACUAUACUUUUGGGGCUUGUGGUUUCUUAGGAUGGGAUCAAUAUCGUCCCCUUAUGGAUAGAGGACUUACACCGCUUAAAGACGAGAGUGAGCUGACUGAGGAGUAUUUAAACACUAAAGUGGAUUGGCUACCCGGAUUUGACAACCUUCGAAUCCGUGACCUACCCGGGUUCUUCCAAACAACCGAUCCGAACCACCCAAUCUUCCACUUAGUCAUGGAAGCAGCCGAAGCAGUCCCUCGAGCAUCCGCGCUAGGCAUCGAAACCUACGACUCCCUCGAGCCUAAAAUUCUCAACCACCUCUCCGCCAAAUUCCCAAAGGUUUUCGCCGUGGGUCCUCUCCAAUUACUCCUUAACCGAAUCUCGUCCACUUUAAAUUCGCCUUUUCUAGACUCUGUCGGGUAUAACCUUUGGGUGGAGGCCCCGGAAUGCAUAAAGUGGCUGGAUUCAAAGGGAGACAAAACGGUGGUAUAUGUGAACUUCGGUAGCAUCACUCCCCUGACUCCGCAACAAUUUAUCGAAUUCGCAUGUGGUUUGGCCAACAGCAAGCAGCAUUUCCUCUGGAUCAUCAGGCCCGAUAUGAUUAUGGGGGAAUCCUCUGUUCUUCCUCCAGAGUUCUUAGAGGAGACGAAAGGGAGAUCUAUGAUCGCGGGCUGGUGCGAUCAGGAUAAGGUUCUCAACCAUCCUGCGGUGGGAGGAUUCCUGACCCACAGCGGAUGGAAUUCGACGAUCGAGAGCUUGUCGGCGGGUGUGCCGAUGAUUUGCUGGCCUUUCUUCGCGGAUCAACAGACGAAUUGUAGGCAUGCUUGUGAGGAGUGGAAGGUGGCUCUAGAGAUUGAUAAUGAUGUGAAGAGAGUUGAAGUGGAGAAGCUUGUGAAAGAUUUAAUGGAGGGGGAGAAGGGGAAGGAGAUGAGAGGUAAUGCUUUGGUGUGGAAGAAGCUGGCAGAUGCGGCCACAACUGAAAAUGGAUCAUCAUUUGUUAAUCUUGACAAGCUCAUAAGUGUCUUAUUGUCCCAAGUCUAGCUUUUACUUUCAUAUAAAUAAAUAAAUAUAUAACUAAGGUAUGUGGUUUGAGCUUUGA
Impatiens glandulifera is the source of this 1555-nucleotide messenger RNA. RefSeq names its product 7-deoxyloganetin glucosyltransferase-like. Lineage: Eukaryota; Viridiplantae; Streptophyta; Magnoliopsida; Ericales; Balsaminaceae. The record is from RefSeq and is a predicted model, not a curated record. The transcript has 3 exons. Gene Ontology annotation, molecular function: UDP-glycosyltransferase activity. Bases 13 to 1497 code for a protein of 494 amino acids.